Messenger RNA from Physella acuta, 2461 nucleotides. Its product is annotated as GTPase IMAP family member 7-like. Lineage: Eukaryota; Metazoa; Mollusca; Gastropoda; Physidae. The record is from RefSeq and is a predicted model, not a curated record. Gene Ontology annotation, molecular function: GTP binding.
CCGCUGGUGACAGUAUUUAUUCGGCACAAAAGUAGCGCUGACAGAACACAUACUCUACCAAGUGUGUCGACACAUACACCAGCGUUAUAGAGUUACUUCCCUGCUGCUUAGCUCUCUCUUGUACGUUAAGAUGGCGACUUCGUCUGAUAGGUCUAUUGAUAUUUUACUUGUUGGCAAGACGGGCCACGGGAAAAGCGCCACAGGAAACACAAUCCUCAGAAAAGAAGCUUUCAAGAGCGACCCAACUUCCACCUCGGUCACAUCGGGUGCAGCGUUUGACGUAGCCAUGUUCAAAGAUCGGAAAAUUGUCGUAGUUGAUAGCCCAGGUAUUGGCGACACACGGAGAAACAAGCGAGACGAUAUUCUAAAGUUCAUUGACUCCGUGGCCAAUGCUUUAGCAGCCAACCCAAAAGGAUAUCACGCCAUUAUCUUUGUUAUGAAGUUUGGAACACGUUUCACGAAAGAAGAAGUCUACGCCGUUGAACUUUUUAAACAGAUAUUUGGAGCUGAGUUCAUUACAAAACAUUGUAUCCUGCUAUACACAUACGGCGAUAGUUUUGAUACAGAUCCAUCGAUUCAAGGGAGGAAAAUAUCAUUUGAUCAGUGGCUGAAAGAACAAAAUGAUAUCAAUCUAGUUCCGUUUCUCAACGAAAUCAACUAUCGAGCUAUCCUUUUCAACAACAGAUCAAAGGACGACAACCAGGUAACGAAAUUGAUCAAGAUGAUUGAUCGAUUGAACACAGGACGAGAGAGAUACUCUCACGAGAUGUUUCAACAAACGCAAGAGUUUAGAGAGAGUUUGGUACGAGAGUUAGAGCGACCGUUUAUCGAUGACGAACUAAUGCAAGAAAUCUUCGAAGUCAAAGCACGUUAUGAUGGCUUUGAGAUCGAUGAAGAAAACAUUGGAUGUUCUUUAACAAAACUCACUUUCAUCAGAGAGAGGGCAAAACAACUGCUUGAAAAACUGCAUGACAGAAAUGGGAAUACGACAGCUUUAUCUAACGUCAUCAGCAUUAUCAACAGAAUGACGGUAGAUUUAGAGAACCAAGCGCAGGAACUGGAGACAGUGUGCAAAGAAUCAGGAGCAGAAAUGGGUAUAGGACCUGUCGAUACAACUCCAGCAGUAACUCCAGAACCAUCCAGCAAUUUUGUGGCCGCCAGAAAGAUCGUCCAGGAAACUUUGACUCCCGUACAGCGGGAGAAGAUCAGAGUUAUCCGACACAGCAGUUUGUUGAGAAAAGAAGAAACACACAGACAAUUUCUCAUAGUCAAAGAGCAGAUAAACUCUGCUGGCUUCUUUAGCUCUCUCUUCGAAUUUUUUAAAAGAAUUAUCAGAAAAAUUCUUAACACCUUUUGAAAUGUACUUUAAGUAAGGAAAUUCUAAAACUAAGCUUAAUAUUCACGAUCUUAUAGCUUGCUUCAUUUGCGAUUUCAAAUAUAUUAACUAUAUUCAUCCUCAAUAACAUUUUACGUGCAACUAAAAAGAUUUCAAUUUGUUGUCAUUAAUAUUACAAUGUUCUUUUAGCAAUAUUUUUUAACUUGUAGAGACGUUUCAAAUAUGUGUAUGCUGUUAAUUUAUUUUAAAAAAUUAUAAUUUUACGUUUUGAUUACCGUAAUAAAAAUAUAUCAUUAUAUAUAUUAUAUAUAUUAAGCUUAGCUUAUUACAUCUUGGGCCUAUUAAAUAUUUAACAAUUAUGUAAUUGUAACAAAAAUACUUAUUUGCAAAAUCGCUUUCAAAUGCAAUUUUACAUUGAUCUUUGAAUUAAAAUUUAUUUUGGUAUAACGUUAUGAUUUGUCUCUCAUUACAGCAUUAAACGAAUUUAUGGGUUGUUUUUUUUUAAUGUUCAGUACCAUUUCCGUAAGGUGGGAAAAUUCAACAAAUAAGUAUUAUAUUAGACAUUCAUGAUUUUGACUAAUUUUCAUCGAUAACGGAAAUAGUCCUUUAACUCCGUGAGAACACGAUAAAUUGAGCACUAUAUCAUUUCGGUAGAUUCAACUUCAUCUACAAGAUUUUAUACUUACUUUUACAUCCAUUAUUCAGAAAUGGACAUUGUUUAUUUCAUGGUUAGGUGGAGGAGAAGGGAGAUUGUACAUGGGGUUUACGUCAAGGAGUUCAUGACUUUAUUUUUCUAAAUACAUUUACCCGUAAUUGGAAUACCGUUUCAGCUUGGCAAACGAAAUUUUACGUUUAGAAAGUUAUUUACUUUACGUAGAUCAUUUUUAACUUCUGUCCAUUUCCCUUCAACGCAGGGGUAUUUUAAUUUUUGAUUUUUCAGAUUUUUUAUUCGUUCUAAAUUUGUUAAGCAUCAUGAUGUAGGUUCUGGACAUCGAUUUCAGCCUACUAUUCUCUCUAGAUUUACUUCCUUAGCCUUUGUCCAACCAACAAAAAACUUCAAGGCAGCAGUUAUAUGAUUUUAGUGUUUUCUCUUUCCUAGGUUGCUGCCCCUUAGCUAUCGAGCCU